Malaclemys terrapin pileata is the source of this 3544-nucleotide messenger RNA. RefSeq names its product ring finger protein 4 (gene RNF4). Gene Ontology annotation, biological process: positive regulation of transcription by RNA polymerase II. The record is from RefSeq and is a predicted model, not a curated record. The transcript is spliced from 7 exons. Gene Ontology annotation, molecular function: transcription factor binding; zinc ion binding. The coding region runs from base 1 to 660 and encodes 219 amino acids. Lineage: Eukaryota; Metazoa; Chordata; Testudines; Emydidae.
AUGGCCUCGCCAAUGAUUGGGCGGCAGGGAUGGGCCGCGCCGCGUCACCUCCGUGUGGAGUUUCUAGAUCGGCCCCUAAGGAGGACUCAAAGAAAACGUCGUGGAGGAGCCAUCAAUUCUAGGCAAACUCGAAAACGAAACAGACUGGUAGCUUCAGCUACAGAAAUGGCUUCAGAAGCAGAGCCAAUAGAACUUGAAGAAAGUGCUGGUGAAGAAGUAGUAGAUCUCACAUGUGAAUCUUCUGAACCUGUAGUAGUUGAUCUAACUCACAAUGAUUCUGUUGUGAUUGUUGAAGAGAAUCAACGUCAACGGAGAAAUCUUGGGUUAAGAAGCCAACGGCAAUCUGACAGCUGUGUAUUAAGUAGUGAUGAUGAAGAUGAAUCAAGAGAUAAUGAUGUAUACGUAACAAACAAGGUGUCUGGAGAUUUAGAAACACUGGAGGAUGAAACUGCAAGUUCAAGGCCUUCAGGUACCGUUAGUUGUCCAAUUUGCAUGGAUGGAUAUUCAGAGAUUGUACAAAGUGGACGACUUAUCGUGUCAACCAAAUGUGGCCAUGUCUUCUGUAGUCAGUGCCUCCGUGACUCCCUUAGAAAUGCUAACUCUUGCCCAACUUGUAGGAAAAAACUCAAUCACAAACAGUACCAUCCAAUUUAUAUAUAAGCACUUGAAUUCUUCUCAGGACAGCCUCAACUGGAUCUUGAUGAAAAUGUCAUGCAUUUGUGAUGCCUUGAAGAUUAAAGGAGCAACAGGUUGUAUGCCCACCCAAUUGUAGUAAAAUGGAUUUUUGGAGAAUUAACUUGUACAUAUCUAAACCGCUUUUUUAUGGUCCAGUCAUACCGUCAAAAGUAGCUUCUUUUGUCACUUGUUCGUGUUAAAAGUUCUUGAAGGUCUGCAAACACAGGUCGGUAUGUGUCACCAAUGAAGCAGCUGAUGUUCUGUUUCCCUCUACUUCUUUUGAAGUGCUUGAACAUGAGUUCUGGAUUUUUUUUUUAAUAUUUCUUAAAUGCUUGUAAUUACUCGUGCUCCCUCCCCCCCCCCAGAUAAAUAAGUUACAUUGCCUACAGUAUGAAUAAAUGCUUUCAUUUUAAUGUUAUCAUGAUGUGGGUGGCAGGCAGCAAAUUACUGGAGAGCACUCUGCUGCUGAAGCAUGUAGUUUUACCUGCAGUGCAGUUUGUCCAAAUUGAAUGAGUUGUGUGACAGCCAACAACUUAAUGUAAUAAAUAUUAAAUUGUAUAUCAGGGUAAUGCAUUGAACUAAUGUGCUGUUAGCCAGCCACUAACCUUUCUUUAACUGGAAGUCUUGCAGACCUAUACUUACGGGCUCUAUGAGGUCUAGAGUAGAUCGCCAAAUUACAACUUUUACAUUAUGAAAGUAUUUAAUUUCCAGUCUAUCUUAACGGCCCAAGAAUUACUUGAUUUGAAUCACAGUAUUGAAGUGUUUCCUAAUCUGUGGUGAGAUGACUUCUUGCUUUAAUACUGUUCAGUGCUUUCCUACCAUCAUAGCUGAGCAGUAAAUAAAUGCUUUUCUCUGAGCAUGCUAUUUAUAGAAAGGUUUUCCUUAUUCUCAACUGAACACCAGACGAGACAAAUCUUGGUCCUCUCUAAAGUAUACCUAGUGUAAUGUUUAAAGUUCAGUACAUUCACUUUGCUUUGUAUUCUGCUUCUAUACUGACAGGUUUUAGACCUAUACAAUGCUAACAGUACACUGAUAUGUUUAAUCUUAAAUAUAUGUAAUUUAGGCUUCAAUCACUGGCUUGGUAUUAAUGAUAUGGGGGUAGGAAUGCUGAAAGAGUGCAGUCUAAUUGGUCACUCAUUGUCCUGAGGAUUAUAAUGUGCAAUAAAGCUUGUAUAGCUCUUUUAAAAUAAAUAAAUGUUUUUGGUCAGGUGCAUGUUGUGUCAAAAAGCUGCAUCUGACUCUGCACCGUUAGCCAGUUUACCAUUUUCAGGACUGACUGCUGAGUGCUAUACAAUAGAAUUUUUAUUUCAGCACAAAAUUACGAGGAGAUAUGGUGCCUGGGUGAAUUGAUGAUGCAUUUAACUGUAAUACUUCUAUAUGUGGGCAAGAUGUUAACAUCAGUUUUCUUUGAUCUCUGUACAUACCUGACACUUGGGCCAAUGUUUUGUUCCACGAUACAAUACAAUAUUAUAACAAUAUUUAUCAAGGAAUCUUUAAGACUGGAGGUUAGUCUGUGAAACAUGAACAAAAAUAAACUGCCAGCUACUUCGAAGACUGUUCAGAAUAAAUUUUUCAGAUUUUUCUUUUUACCCCUCUCCCCAAGACUUCCGAAAACAGAAUUUCAAGAGGUAUGUAAUUAUUAUCUUACUACUCCAUCAGUGGGAGAAUGGAUUGUUUUAAAUUAAAGAAGCUGCUCUAAUUAGCCAUUUAAACUUUGAAGAGGUGUCUAUCCAAGACCACACAAUGUUUUGUAGAAUCUUCAGCGUGCAGAAUAUGGUCUUUAUGUAGCAGUAUGGUGACUUACCCUGGAGAAUUGUAAUACUUGCACUACUCUCAUCCUUAUAUAAUCAGAGUUUGUGUUACAUGGAAAAGCCUGCUGUACCGCAACCUAUGCACCCUGGCAAUACUCUCUACAUAUUAAAAGGAUAUAAUCGCCAGUAAUUGCUCUCUUGCACUGAAUUAUUUAAACUUAGUGCUGAAUGAAGACUUUCCUAAAAUAUUUUCAUGAUCGUGCAAUUAAUUUCUGUAUCUUUUGUUUAUAGAAAAACCUGUGGGGUGUUUUUUGUUUUGUUUUUUUUUGUUGCAUGUCUUGGAAGACAAACUGAGCAAAAACUUUAUUCUCUUAAAAUUGUUCAGAAGCAUCUGUCACAUGCAGAAAAAGCAGCCCACCAUGACGCUGUCUAGUAAUUCAGGGCCACAUACACUUGACUAUUAAAACCUCCCAAUAGUUUCUAAAUUAAGGUAAAUGGCUCUCAUAUCUGAGCCAUCAUACUUAAAUUACUGUGUACAGGGAAGGCAAUAAGAGCAUAUAAAUGUAAGGGAUUAAGUCUGGGGUUGUGGUUGAGUAGCAUGUCCCUACAUCUCUAAUUUGAGUACUAGCCUUAGUUUGAAUUGUGUUUUUGCACAGUUUCCACCAUGUAAAUAUCUCUUUAUAGCUUGCAUAUCAAUAUAUAAACCUACUUGGACUUUAGAUACAACAAACUGUAGAAUAUUCAACAACAAAAGUUUUUUUUUUAACUUUUGUGAUCCCUAUCAAGUGCCACACUUUGUGUACUUGAAAACAAAUUUUAAAUUUUCAAUAUCAAAAUGGCAAAUGUUAAAGUUGCAUUAUAAUUUUAAAAAACUUGAAAUAGCUAUAUUUUAAUUUCCAGUAAAGGCAGUGCUCAGUGUAGCUCAUGACAUUUGCAAGAACUGAUGGAUAAUAUAAAGAUUUUUUUGAUUAUGUAAAUGUAUGUUUUUCACUUGUCAUUGUCUAUAGUUCAAAUUUUCCUGUAUUUAUUUGUUUAUCUGUCUGUAUGUCAGAUCUACUUUAGACUCUACUGGUAGGCAAAUAAUUCUUUAACAGAUGGAAAUAAAACUAUUAAUUUGA